AUGUCGGCCCCCGGAGCUGGUCACGAAUUUCCCGCCAAAGAGGUUUCUUGGCAGAAGCGCGAUGUGCUACUAUUCGCCAACAGCAUCGGCGUCAAGGCCGACGAGUUGCACUUCCUCUAUGAACUUGAUCCGAACUUCUCGGUCUUCCCGACCUAUUCUCUCAUUCUCCCCUUUAAGCUCACUGAUCAGGAGGUGAUUGAUUUCUAUGCCCGUCAAAGUGCAGUUCGCAUUCCCGGCGUGCCGGACCUGGACUAUCGCCAUGGCGUUGAUGGCCAGCGCAAGAUCACGAUCCUCAAGUCGCUUCCCACUACUAGCGCAGGGCGCAAAUUUGAGCUGCGCAACAAGGUCGUUGGUGUUUAUGAUAAAGGCAAGCCCGGUACUGUGACCGAGACUGAACAGUCUAUUGUUGAUAAGGAGAGCGGCGAGGUGUACACAAAGGUCCUGAGCAGUAGUUUCCUGGUCGGCCAAGGUGGCUGGGGUGGUCCUAAGGGACCUAGCACUGUCAACUACCCCCCGCCCGAGGGCAAGGCCCCCGAUGCUACCCAUGUUGUUCAGAGCAAUAUGGAGACAGCUCACCUGUAUCGUCUCAACGGUGACUACAACCCUCUCCACGCUACCCCGGAGCCUGGACAGAAGAUGGGCUUCGGUGGCACUAUUAUUCAUGGCCUUUUCAGCUGGAAUUCCGCUGCGCAUGGAGUUCUACGUGAAUUGGGUGGUAGUAACCCUGCCAAUAUGAAAGAGUUUCAGGCUCGCUUUGCCUCGCCUGUGCGACCCGGCGACAAGCUCAUCACCGAAAUUUGGAGAAUGGGCAAUGUCCAGGAUGGCUAUGAGGAGGUCCGCUUUGUUACUAAAAACGACAAGGGUCGGGUUGUGUUGAGCAAUGGCCGUUGUCUAUUGAAAGUGACGGGCGUGAAGAGCAAGCUGUGA
Molecule: messenger RNA, 927 nt
Organism: Penicillium paradoxum
Lineage: Eukaryota; Fungi; Ascomycota; Eurotiomycetes; Eurotiales; Aspergillaceae
Product: putative peroxisomal dehydratase
Exons: 5
Coding region: 1-927 (308 amino acids)
Cellular component (GO): peroxisome
Source: RefSeq, a predicted model, not a curated record